AUGGCUAUUAUGGAUGAUUCAGGAUAUAUUUUUGAGGACAAAUUAGAAACCUCCUCCUAUUUGGGCUUCAGUGAAUUUAUGGUGGCUGAAAAUGUACACUUCGUAGCUUUAAACAGUAAUGGUGAUCAUUUUAACGGCGUUUUCGAUAAUCGGGGGGAAUUUUAUGUGAAAAACACUGGCAAGUCAAGAGUCAAUGUGGAAAUGACUGGAAAUGAGUUUUUAAAUGUGGGAGUAUUUGUACUUAACUCCUUAGAAGCCGAAGCCGUCCCUCAAUUCAGGGUUAAAGCAAAGGCUUCGUUUAGGAACUUUGGCGAUAUGUACGUUGGUGUUUCUGGGCUCAAGCCUUGGGUAUCUAUCAUCGAGCUCAGUUCUGAAUCAGAAUGGUAUAAUGCAGGUAUGAUUGUGAUUCGAAGAGAAUCUGACAGCAGAGCUCCAUUGCGAAUGGAUGCCCAAAAGUUGGUGAGAAAGCCUUUCACAUUAGCUCCGGAUGAUGAAGUGGUUGAGAUGCCACCCAUGGUGAAUUCUGGAUCCAUAUGUUUGCAAAAUGCUCAUUGGGAGAACACGGCGAUUCUUUUUGGAGAAGGUUGUAUCAUGGUAGGCUCUGGCUCAUUUUUUAGUUUGGUUCUCCGGGAUAGCGCCGACAUUGGAUUUCAUCAAAAAAUUAUCAUGGAAUCGGACUCAAAGUUAGAAGUGUCUCAGUUUCAGUCAUACGAGAAUGAACCUGUCAUCUUGGUCUCUGGGUUUGGCAGAAAUAAUGAGAUACACAUCGAUAAAAAUACCGAUGGGCUCGCAUAUUGUGAGAGCUCGGGCAGAUUGGUUCUCGGGAAAUCUAACGAGUUGGUUAUAGCUUUUGAUAUUGGCAGAGGGUAUGAUCUGAGUUCAUUCAAUUUGGCUUCGCAAACAAGGAAAAGUAUCUUGACCUACAGCGGUACUGUCCCUUCAGACAGCCGCCAAAUUACAUGCAAGUGUGUCUCUAAGUUUCCUGACACGCCAACAGUAUUUUAG
Metschnikowia bicuspidata var. bicuspidata NRRL YB-4993 is the source of this 1005-nucleotide messenger RNA. RefSeq lists its product as uncharacterized. The transcript has a single exon. The record is from RefSeq and is a predicted model, not a curated record. Bases 1 to 1005 code for a protein of 334 amino acids. NCBI's taxonomy places the organism in Eukaryota, Fungi, Ascomycota, Pichiomycetes, Serinales, Metschnikowiaceae.